Messenger RNA from Salvia splendens (bonfire salvia), 651 nucleotides. RefSeq lists its product as uncharacterized. The transcript has 5 exons. Lineage: Eukaryota; Viridiplantae; Streptophyta; Magnoliopsida; Lamiales; Lamiaceae. The record is from RefSeq and is a predicted model, not a curated record. The coding region runs from base 1 to 651 and encodes 216 amino acids.
AUGCAGUUCAAGUUUGUGGUGAAUGUUGUUGAUCAUACCAGCAAUGCUUCUCUGUUAUUGUGGGAUAGGGAAGGCAGUCAAUUGUUAGGAAGAAAUGUGACUGAUUUUUUAGGAAAUGGUGGUCAGGUUGCUCCUAAGAAUUCCAUUCCUGCACUUAUUGAAGAGAUUCUUGUGGGUCAGAAUGUAUUGUUUAAACUUCAGCUGAAAAAUCAUAUUGAGUAUUAUAGAAGUUACCCUUUUACUGUCAACAAAGUUUGUAAUCUCCCUGAAAUAGUUGACAAGUAUACUCCUAAAGACAUGGGUGAACAGAUCUUUAAAUUUGAUACAAAGUUAUCUCAUCUACUUUUUGGAGCUGAUCUUGCUGAGGUUUCUCGGAAGUCCUAUGUUACAACUGAUCUGUCCACUCUAGCUAAUGAGAAUAUCAGUAAAUUGUUGGUUGAAGGAGCUGAAUUUAAUUCUGUAGUUGAUGCUGCUGAGGGUUCUCAGAAAGUGUUUGUUACACCUGAUUUGUCCGCUAUUUCUAAUGAUACAAAUCAUGGAUGGGGUGUUGAAGGCUCUGUGAAGCGAUGCUUGGAUUUAGAAUUUGACAAAUGUGAUCAUGGUGAUGAAGUUCAGAUUAAGAAGAAAGAGAAAAUUGAUGGUUCUUAUUAG